This is a messenger RNA of Melopsittacus undulatus (budgerigar), 1759 nucleotides long. RefSeq names its product tyrosine-protein kinase receptor UFO-like. Bases 668 to 1759 code for a protein of 363 amino acids. Lineage: Eukaryota; Metazoa; Chordata; Aves; Psittaciformes; Psittaculidae. The record is from RefSeq and is a predicted model, not a curated record. Gene Ontology annotation, biological process: negative regulation of apoptotic process; nervous system development; cell migration. Gene Ontology annotation, molecular function: ATP binding; transmembrane receptor protein tyrosine kinase activity. The transcript has 16 exons. Gene Ontology annotation, cellular component: plasma membrane; signaling receptor complex.
AGUGGUGCCGCAGCCCCCCCGGCACGUGACUCUGUUGGGGCGAGGCUCUGAUUGGCUGGAGCUGGGCUGGGAGCCGGGGGAGGGGGAGAGCCCUGUGAGCACGUGCAGGGUGCAGGCGGAGGCCGGCGGGCGCGUGCACGAGCGCGCGGCCCCGCUGCCCCCCCCCCGCCCUGCGGCUCGGGGGGCUCCGCCCCUUCACGCGCUACCGGGUGCGCGUGCGCUGUGGCCCCUCCCCCUGGAGCCAAUGGGAGAGCGCCGAGACCCUGGAGGGGGCCCCAGGCUCCCCCCCCUCCAACGUGACGCUGGAGCGCGCGGGGGGGCGCGCGCGCGCGCGCUGGGCGCCCCCUAGCGGCGCCCUCAAUGGUGCGCUCCGGGGCUACCGACUGCGCUAUGGGGGGGACCGGGACCCACAGGUGGAGCUGGAUGUGGGGCUGGCGCAGGAGCAGAGCCUGGAGCUGCAGCAGAAUCUAUGGGUCCGGGUGGCCCCAUACACGGGGGGGGGUGAAGGGCCCUGGAGCCCCACAGUGUGGCUGCCGCCAGUUGGAGAGACACCGCUGGAGACACAGCCUGUGUCCCUUCCCGCUGCCCAUUGGCCACCAGCAGUGGCCGCAGUGGCUGUGCUGGCACUGGUGGCUCUGCUGGCCCUGGGGCUGCUGGGAGCCCGAGCAUGGAGGAGGAAGAAGCCCCAUUAUGGUGUGGCCUUUGCCCCCCAUGGGGAGCCUGUGGGCUGCAGUUCCGGGUGCGCAGCUCCUACAGCCGCCGAUCAACCAAUGCCUUGUUGUCCCGCCUGGGCAUCAGUGAGGAGCUGCAGGAGAAGCUUCGGGAUGUGACCUUGGAUCGGCACCGCCUGGCGCUGGGCAAGACCCUGGGAGAAGGUGAGUUUGGCUCCGUCGUGGAGGGGCAGCUGCAGCAGGAGAGCGGAGUCCUUAGGGUGGCCGUGAAGAGCAUGAAGGUUCCCAUGUGCAGCCGGGCGCAGCUGGAGCAGUUCCUGAGUGAAGCCGCCUGCAUGAAGGAGUUCGAGCACCCAAACGUGAUGGGGCUGAUCGGUGUGUGCCUGCAGCCCUGGGGGGAGGGGUCUCUCCCCGCCCCCAUCGUUGUGCUCCCGUUCAUGGCUCAUGGGGACCUGCACAGCUUCCUGCUGCAGGCACGGCUGGGGCAGCCCCCGAGGGCUCUGUCUCCAGGGAUGCUGCUGUGCUUCCUACGGGACAUUGCUGCUGGGAUGGAAUAUCUGAGCCUGAGGAACUUCAUCCAUAGGGACCUGGCGGCGAGGAACUGCAUGCUGGACGCGCGGCUGCGGGUGCUGGUGGCAGACUUCGGGCUGGCCAAGCGCCUGGGGGAGGGGCAGUAUUACCGCCAGGGCCGCGUGGCUCCAGUACCCGUCAAGUGGGUGGCACUGGAGAGCCUGGAGAGCCGGGUCUACAGCACCAAGAGUGAUGUGUGGUCGUUCGGGGUGACGAUGUGGGAGGUCCUGGCGCGCGGCCGAACCCCCUACCCGGGGCUGGAGAACGGGGACGUGUACGAGUACCUGAGGGGGGGGCAGCGGCUGAGAGCACCCCCGGACUGCCCCCCGGAGCUGUACUCGCUCAUGCUCCGCUGCUGGGCCGCAGACCCUCGGGCCAGACCAAGCUUCACGGAGCUGGGGGGGGCGCUGAGAGCCCUGCCCCCCCCCGCCCCCCUCUACGUCAACAUGGGGGAGGGGGGGGCGGCGGGGGGGGGAGGGGAGGGGGGGGGCAAGGAGGUGGAGGGGGUACAGGGGUGA